AUGGAAAGGGCUGUCCGGGAUGAUAUCGAAGUGAUUGGCGCGAAUUAUCCAGUGCCGCCAUCCAAGAUGUUCAUCGCCCAGACCCUCCAAACUAUUCAGAUAGUGCUCUUUGCACUCAUUUUCAUUGGGGAGACGAUCUUUGCCUCAGUGAAGCUGCCAACACCAGCAGUCGUCCAAGUAUUGAGCGGGAACAAAGCGGCGAGCUUUAUGCGUAUUAUUCAUACUUUUUGAUUUUGUUUUUGUCUUUUCAUCAUGGUUCUUUCGGUGUUCUUGCUGCCUGUAUUUUUCAGUUUACGGUGGGUCGGCGUACUUGUAAAAACAGGACGCGCUACUUCAUAUUACGCCCACUUCAAAACAGUUAUCUGGCUUUUUGGGAACGUGGUUGCGUCAGCGUUCUUACAGACAGGAGCCUUUGAGAUUUACUAUCAAAACAAGCUCGCGUGGUCUGCAUUAGCGCAGAAGCAACACCGACUCCCCACUUAUUACGACAUAAUGAACGGAUGUAAGCAAGUGGGGCUAGAGCUUAUGCAAAGCCAAGCGAGGCCAUAAGUCGAGGUGGAGGAAGCCUGCAGCAAAGGAAGGAACACCAAUCUAAUGAAAAUGAAUUAAGUUGUACACGACGACAGGGACAGUAACAGUAACAGGAACUGUAAUUUAUGUUGUAGUCUUUGAAAUUGAGUUACCUUCUGCUAGAAUUACCCUCGUCUCGUCCCCUUUCCCUUUACGGCGAUGUUGUUCCCGACGCGACAUCUUGCAUUCUCCUACGUCGAGGACGUUGCCCAACGAUGGAUGUAUCAGUUGGACUUGUAAGGGAAAUUGUGAUCAUCUUCUUAUCAUCUUUGUUUGUGGACAGAUUUCUUCCAUUAAUAUGAUCCUCCGUGACGUCAUGUCUAUCAACUUUGCGCUUUGACAGUGCAAGAAAGAUGGGUAUGAUUGAUUUAUUUUCUACUUCGUGUGAUAUCGAUAUGAAGAUUUUUUAGGGCCACCAGUAGCAGGUCGUGCCAGCAAAACGAAGACACGAGCAGGAUGAAAUGCAAGAAGAACAAGGACACUACAACAGCUGUCAGGAAUUAUCUGAAACGAUAACGAACUAUUAUUUUCAUUUCAAAGAGGAACUCAAUGUCAAUCUCAACGGGAAUAGCAUGUUGAUGUCUGUAGUUGAU
Amoebophrya sp. A25 is the source of this 1163-nucleotide messenger RNA. The record is from the annotation of a GenBank genome assembly. NCBI's taxonomy places the organism in Eukaryota, Dinophyceae, Syndiniales, Amoebophryaceae.